Tympanuchus pallidicinctus (lesser prairie-chicken) is the source of this 5628-nucleotide messenger RNA. It is a transcript of the gene PIAS1, whose product is annotated as protein inhibitor of activated STAT 1. Gene Ontology annotation, biological process: protein sumoylation; regulation of transcription by RNA polymerase II. The transcript has 14 exons. The coding region runs from base 52 to 2007 and encodes 651 amino acids. Gene Ontology annotation, molecular function: transcription coregulator activity; zinc ion binding; SUMO ligase activity. NCBI's taxonomy places the organism in Eukaryota, Metazoa, Chordata, Aves, Galliformes, Phasianidae. The record is from RefSeq and is a predicted model, not a curated record.
GGGGGGCGGCGUCCCGGCGGGGUUCACUGCGCCUGCGCCCGGAGUUGCAAGAUGGCGGACAGUGCGGAACUAAAGCAAAUGGUUAUGAGCCUUAGAGUUUCUGAGCUGCAAGUACUUCUGGGCUACGCAGGGAGGAACAAGCACGGACGGAAACACGAACUUCUCACGAAAGCACUGCAUUUGUUAAAGGCUGGCUGCAGUCCUGCUGUACAAAUGAAAAUCAAAGAACUCUAUAGGCGAAGGUUCCCCCAGAAAAUCAUGACACCUGCAGACUUAUCUCUCUCCAGCGUACACUCAAGCUCCAUGCCAGCAGCUUUGUCUCCAUCUACCAUUCCACAGCUCAGUUACGAUGGCCACCCCGCCACGUCACCAUUGCUCCCCGUUUCGCUUCUGGGACCUAAACAUGAACUGGAACUCCCCCACCUCACAUCUGCGCUCCACCCUGUCCAUCCCGACAUCAAACUUCAGAAGUUACCUUUUUACGACUUGUUGGAUGAGCUGAUAAAACCUACCAGCCUAGCAUCAGAUAACAGUCAGCGAUUUCGAGAAACCUGCUUUGCAUUCGCACUGACGCCACAGCAAGUGCAGCAAAUCAGCAGUUCAAUGGAUAUUUCUGGGACCAAAUGCGACUUCACAGUACAGGUCCAGCUAAGGUUUUGUUUAUCAGAAACCAGUUGUCCACAAGAAGAUCACUUCCCACCCAAUCUGUGUGUGAAAGUAAAUGGGAAACCAUGCAGCCUUCCAGGCUAUCUUCCACCAACCAAAAAUGGUGUUGAACCAAAGCGACCUAGCAGACCAAUCAACAUUACCUCACUCGUCAGAUUGUCUACGACGGUACCAAACACAAUCGUUGUUUCGUGGACUGCAGAAAUUGGAAGAAACUAUUCCAUGGCAGUCUAUCUCGUAAAGCAGCUGUCCUCUACGGUGCUACUGCAGAGGUUACGAGCAAAAGGAAUACGGAACCCCGAUCACUCGAGAGCAUUAAUCAAAGAGAAACUGACUGCAGAUCCAGACAGUGAAAUAGCAACGACAAGCUUAAGAGUUUCUCUUCUUUGUCCGCUUGGCAAAAUGAGGCUAACCAUACCGUGCAGGGCUCUGACCUGCUCACACCUGCAGUGUUUUGAUGCCACUUUAUACAUCCAGAUGAAUGAGAAGAAACCAACUUGGGUUUGCCCUGUCUGUGACAAGAAGGCACCCUAUGAACAUCUCAUUAUUGAUGGGUUGUUCAUGGAAAUCCUGAAGUAUUGUACAGACUGUGAUGAAAUUCAGUUUAAGGAGGAUGGCUCAUGGGCUCCUAUGAGAUCGAAGAAGGAGGUGCAGGAAGUGACCACAUCUUACAAUGGAGUUGAUGGGUGCAUAAGCUCUUCCUUAGAACAUCAGGUGUCUUCUCACCAGCAAUCAAACAAAAAUAAGAAGGUAGAAGUGAUUGAUUUGACCAUUGACAGCUCGUCAGAUGAAGAGGAGGAGGAACCCUCUGCGAAGAGAAGCUGUCCUUCCAUAUCUCCAGCAUCACCAAUGAAUAAUAAGGGUAUUUUGAAUUUACCCCAUCAAGCAUCUCCUGUGUCAAGAACACCAAGCCUUCCUGCUGUUGACACCAGUUACAUCAACACAUCACUUAUCCAAGACUACAGGCAUCCAUUCCAUAUGACACCUAUGCCUUAUGACUUGCAAGGUUUAGAUUUCUUCCCUUUCCUGUCAGGAGACAAUCAGCAUUACAACACAUCCCUUCUUGCCGCUGCAGCUGCGGCAGUUUCUGCAUCAGAUGAUCAAGAACUCUUACACUCUCGUUUUUUCCCAUACACUUCAUCUCAGAUGUUUCUCGAUCAGCUAAAUGCAGGAGGAAGCAGUUCUCUGCCAGCCACAAACGGUAGCAAUAGUGGCAGUAACAGCAGUCUUGUUUCCUCCAACAGCCUGCGAGAGAAUCAUGGUCAUCCAGUUGCAAGUAGGAGCGGCGCGGACACGGCGUCUAUCUUUGGUAUCAUAUCAGACAUUAUUUCCUUGGACUGAUUUUUGGAGAAAACGAACUGGUCAGAGGAAGUCUUUGUGCUUGGUUUUACUUUAUGUUAGAAACAUAGACAGGUUUUUUUCCUUUUUUAGGGAAAAAAAUUUACAUGUACAGAGAACAAAACUAUAUUUUCAGUUUUACUUUUGUAUAUAAAUCUAAGAUGGCCUCACAGAUUAAAAAAAAAAAAAUAACAAAAAAAAAAAACCCACAAAGCAAAACACACACACAAAAAACCCACAAAUACAAGGAACUUCGAUUUUCUGGAUGCUGAAGAUUCUACACCUGUGCAUUUGUCAUGUGAGUUACUUUUUCUGCCCUUAGUUUGGACACAAAUGGCAUUAUUCUCUUCACAGUAACAUAAAUGGGAAAAGGAACUGAACUUCUGAAGUUCAAGCUCCUAGGUUUUUUCUUUUUUUUCUUCUUUUUUUUUUUUUUUUUUUUUUUGCCUCUUAGAGACAUCUGUAUUUGGUGGUGGAAUGUAAUUCCCCCAUCCCAUUUUGGUGCAGAUUUUGUUGUGCUUGAAGUGGAAUAAACCCUACCCAGCCUGUUCCGUACCGUUCCCUCAGUUUGCAGUACGUAGCCUUUCAGGAGUGUUUAUCUGUCAUUUUUUGUUCUGUGUGACCCUCUGUUCAGCUGACUUUCUUUUUAAUUCCAUGCUUUAAUCAAGCAUGUUGCAAGCUCGUUAGUGCACCAAUUAUUCUGGAGGGCCAGACUCAAUAAAAUGUCAGGCUGAGAAAUGUUUUGGCUGUGUUCAUGUGGGACAAGACCAAAUUGGUACAGAAUCUAGCCCCAGAGAAAAGCAUCGACACAUCCCACUGCAGGUUUUUGUUUCUAACAACUUACUAUGAAAUCCUUUUAAAAUAACUUCAGAUCCUAAUCACAAUAUUAAGCAUGUGUCAGUUUGAGAUGUGUGGAGCUGCUUGUGCUUUAAGGUCAGCCAGGCGUGUGGAGCUGGCCCGCUGGGCUGGGCCUGCCUGCUGGCUGGGAAAACCUCCUUUGAGCUGCAGUACAUCAAAUUUCUGCUUCAAAGUGAACUUGUCAGCAAAAGGAAGAAAAUCCAAAUGCCAACGCUCUCUUGCAUGGUUUGUGCAGCUGAUAGUGGUCUUGGUACACUGUCUUCUGAGUUCGCCUUCACCGAGUUAAGUUGAUAUUCAGUGUUUAAUGUGAGUCUGUUAGACCAAAAAAAAGCCCGGCGCCCUUCCCUGCGCUUAAACCAAUCUCUGCCUAUUGAAGUCUCCCAAGGUCGUGGGUUCCUGUUCAGUUUUCUCCCUUUGGCUCGGCGAUUGUUUUCAUUCCCCAUUCCUUUCCGUUCACUUCCAUUGCACUUGGAGCCACGUUUGCUUCCUGGUUUCACUUCUUUUUUUUUUAUUUCUCAGCCAUGUGUGACAUAGGAAAAUCUUUUUGUAAGAGCUGGUGGAUCAUUUGGGCUGAUCCGUUCUUGUUACAGAGAAACGUGUAAAUAGCUGGAAUGCAGUUUUUCAGGAGAUUCUUUAAAGUGAGAGCAGGGGGAGGGAAGGAGGUGAUUCUCUUGUGUCCCAAAGUCCGCGUCAGAGAGAAAUGAUUUCCUCUGGUGUGAAAACUAUUUUUGUAACUGGUUGAAAGUGCAGGUAACAGGUUUAUCAGGAAAGAGAGUGAGGAAUACAGAGGUUAGCAGAUGCUUGUCUGAGUUUUUAAUGUCCCAAGCUGUUGAUUGCAGCUGUAGUUUGCUUUGAGCAUUGACGAGGGCCACCUUUUGCCUAUGAAGUUGUCUCAAAAUAUUGCAUUAAUUAAAAAAGGAAAAAAAAAAAAAAAAAAAGAAAAAAAAAAAAGAAAAAUGACAAAAAAAAAAAGAAGAAAAACACGUUAAUCCAAGUAGCAUUAGGUAUUGCUGUAUGAUCAGUUGUAUGGUUCUUUGAAAGGUUCACAUGAUUAUGUGGCAUCAAAAUUGUUUUUAGUGUUUUUACAGCAUCCCUCUGCCACUAAAUAGUUGACUUGAAUUUUGAAAACAAACGUUUGUGUUUAUAUGUAUAUGUGUGUGUAUAUAUGUAUUUAUAGAUCCGUGUGUGUGAGUUAAAAGUGAGUUAAAUAGUUUUUCCCAUGCAUGUGUAUUUCAUACAUAUCUGGCUGAUAUAUAUAUAUAUAUUUCACCAUACACCAAUUUUAUAAUUUAUUAAAUGUCAGUUAAAAAAAAAAAAAAUAAAAUAAAAGGAUAGAAAAUGGGAAAUACUUAUUUUUUAAACUCAGUCUGAUUUCGAAGUGAUUAAACCCCCAUGAGGAAUGUGUCUGGUGCAUUUUAGCCGUGCGUGCUGCCCCGUGCCGCAGAGCAGCCGCGUCCCGUCCGCGCCUUUGGUAAAGCAGAGCAGCCAGAGACGUCGGCAGAGCGCAGCGAGGCGAUGUCCCACUGACUGAGCAGCGUGCUGAAGAGGAGCAGAGGAGCAGCCUGCCUCCGUUUGCACCACGGUAUUGAAAUCGUUCUUGUGGCAAGCGUGCUAAGACAGGAUGCGGCACCUCGCUGCCCGCGCUUGGAGAGUGAGGCCGCCUGGUGAUGUCUUGCACUCCUCCUGCCUGGCCCCGGAGGGAAGGAAGGCUGCUCAGUUUGCUGCUGCCGUCUCCGACCUCGUUGCUCUGCAAAGAAGGGAGAGAAACGUUCCCGAAACUCUUUGCGGUGUGAAUCCCGUAUGCUUUGAGUGUUGGUGUCUCACGCUGGGCUGUGCUGUAUAGUCGACCAUCUCUGUGCCUCUGACCACAGCUAACGUGACUUGGUAGAAGGCUCAGUCCGAGUUCUCGAAGUUCCCUGCAAACGGAGCUCCGAUCCGCGCCGUCACGUGGCUGAGAAGAGCUGCAAAGCGCUGCCUGCUGAUGCUGGGCGGCCGCGCUCUGUGGUUCACGUCCCCGAGCUCCUGCAGGGGAGGGCUGGGGGUGGGAGCCCUGCGUGGGGUCAGGGUGCGCGCACAGCGUGGGCCGGACGUGGCUUUGGGUGCUGGUGGGCAUCAGUGCUGCGUUGGAAGGGAAUAAACCACAGCUUGGAACUGCAGUGCGUGCAGGUUGCAUUGAGAGCGUUGUGCUGCCGCCAUCAGCGCUGCAGCAGUGGCUCCAGGCCGACCCGCUGCCCCCCCUGCAGGGUGGCUGUGGGGCAGCCCCCAUACGCAGCGCUGUGGGGAGAGCAGUGGGAUGGGAAUUCCUCCCUGCGGGUUCACAUUUCAGGGUUUGAAGCACAUUUUAAAUAUAUUCAGAAAGGGUUUUGUUUUGUCAGUGUAACUGUUUGGGGUUUUUUUCCUUUCUUUUUUUUUUAACAGAGCUUAGAUUUCUAACAAGGGAAAAUUGCUGGUGGUCCCCCAAAGUGCUGCUGUUAAUUGUUUUAAUUAACAAAGGGAAAAAAAAAUGUAUAUAAGCAGAAUAUUAAAAUGACCAUUAACUCAGAUCUGUCAUUCAUUGCCUUAAAACUUUCUCAUAGUUUCCAUACGGCAUGCCAAACCAGUACAUGGCUUUUAAAGAUGUAUAGUAGACCAAUGUCAGUUUGUAUAAAAGUACCAAGUGAAAAUAUUUAUUAUAUGCAUUGGAAAAAAAAAAAACAAAUGGUUUACCUAUUGAAUGUUACCUGUUUAUGUAGAACUCUUUAGAUGUAAUAAAAAGCAUUCGGCUAC